Molecule: messenger RNA, 558 nt
Organism: Microthlaspi erraticum
Lineage: Eukaryota; Viridiplantae; Streptophyta; Magnoliopsida; Brassicales; Brassicaceae
Source: the annotation of a GenBank genome assembly
AUGAAUCAGCCUCCGGAGAACGAAGUUUGUUCGAUAUGCCAUGGCCAUUUCAAUGCUCCUUGCCAAUCCAAUUGUUCCCAUUGGUUCUGCGGGAAUUGCAUUAUGCUUGUAUGGAGGCAUGGAUCAACAUUAAGGCCAUGCAAAUGCCCCUUGUGUCGUCGUCCAAUAAGUUUGCUUGUUCCCUCACAGGAAACAGUGAAUGGUCGAAGUGACGCUACAGUUUCCGAGGUUCUUCGUGACGUUGAGACUUACAACAGAGUCUUUGGUGGACAGUCAAGUGGCCUAGUUCAGAGGAUGAGAGACCUUCCCUUCUUACUCAGAAGGUUGUUUGGAGAAAUGAUGGAUCCUCAAAGAACGCUUCCACUUGUUAUCAGAGCACGUGUUUACAUUGCGUUGAUUCUCAGUGCAAUUUACAUAAUCAGCCCAAUAGAUAUCAUUCCUGAAGGAGUCUUGGGGGUUGUGGGUUUACUAGAUGAUCUACUCAUAGCUCUGAUUUGUUUCCUUCAUGUCGCUGCUCUCUACCGGUCCGUUCUCUAUUUCCGUCAUGCUGGUUCGUGA